CAAAUAUCAAUAUCAAUUAUCGCUGCAGAGCAUCUCACAUAAUCGUUCGGCCGAUGAUUACAACGUUGACCAAGAAGACCUUAACGUAUACUUCAUGCUAUUGUGAGGAAAACAUUUAUAUGCUAUGUAAGGAACUGAAGCGCAUAGCACCUAAUGAAUUGGAGAAUUGCACCGUUGUUUUCAUCAGCAAUUCGAAUCGAUCCAUUCCGAUGUGGAUGCAGGCUUCUUCAGUGAAUGGGUCUCCUGUUAUAUGGGAUUACCAUGUCAUUCUUAUGUACCAUGAUUAUGCUGCAUCCUCGUCGUGCAUUUAUGAUUUUGAUACUCGACUGCCAUUCCCAUGUGAUACUGCAAGAUAUAUUAAAGCAAGCUUUCGUCCGGAACUGCAACUAAAGGAUGAAUUCAUAAGAUACUUCAGAAUGGUUCCUGCAGCAACUUAUCUAGCUUAUUUUGCAUCAGAUCGAAGUCACAUGUUGACGACUUCAGGUGUAUAUAUUAAGCCUCCACCAACAUAUAUACCAAUUGCUACCAAAGAAAAUAUCAUGACUCUUCCUCAAUUUAUCAAUAUGGAGCAUUAUAAAAAUAGUGAACAAUAUGGAACUGUCAUCUCUGAAUUUCAGUUUUUUAGUUUAAUUUCUUAGUUCUUAUUACUGAAGUUGGCGAAAUCAAGAUGGAAAAUGAGGUACAAGCUCUCAGAGCCGCGCUUUAUUUUUCUUUUCUAGUAAAGGAUAUAAUGAUAACAAGCCGUACACCCGCUGUGCAAUGGAUGCCACCUGCUACUGGACGCCACCCCCUUACAUUGAGCGACAUUCGUCAGACAAAAGCCUAAUGCAUACGGCAU
Molecule: messenger RNA, 838 nt
Organism: Radiomyces spectabilis
Lineage: Eukaryota; Fungi; Mucoromycota; Mucoromycetes; Mucorales; Radiomycetaceae
Product: N-terminal glutamine amidase-domain-containing protein
Exons: 6
Coding region: 54-638 (194 amino acids)
Cellular component (GO): cytosol; nucleus
Molecular function (GO): protein-N-terminal glutamine amidohydrolase activity; protein-N-terminal asparagine amidohydrolase activity
Source: RefSeq, a predicted model, not a curated record